ACGGAAUGUCAGAGGAGAGACUUAGCUGCAGGCAUCCCAACAAGUCUGGACUACAGUGCUGGAGCUUCAGUUAUUACUGGAGCAAGUAACCGCGCUACUGAAAUAUCACUCUAUAUGCGUAUCAAAAAGGCACAGUUAGUGAACGCGAGGGUUUCCAAAACGGGAGUUUCUCACCGAGAAGAGUGGCUUGUGGGUCGAGUCCAAGCGUGUGAAGUUGGUGUUUCUGCAAGGCAGGUUUUAAAAGUGAACGUGGGGAAUUAUGUGCCAGGAGAGCUGAUUCGUUUCCCUCUCGGUGUUGAUGCCGUUUGUCUUUUCACCGGGUCUGAAGAUGUGGCAUUGGACUGUGGCAGUUGCAGUGUUUCUGCUUUUCCCAUAUACAGCUACAGCCCAAGGUCAGUGUAAUAAUGUUGCUGAGGCAGAUAUUGUGUUCCUUGUGGAUGGGUCAUCCAGUAUCGGACGCGCCAACUUUGUUUUGGUGAAGAGUUUCAUGGCAGGGAUUGUCAAAACCUUUGCCAGAAGAGUGGGGCCGUCUGGUGUCCGCUUUGGAGCUGUUCAGUACAGUGACACUGCCAGAGUGGAGUUUACUUUCACAACGUAUCUGAAUGGCACUGAGCUGGUGAGUGCUAUAGAAAAUCUUAACUAUAAAGGAGGAAACACACGCACUGGAGCUGGUCUGAAGUACAUAGCAGAUAACUUCUUUAAUCCUGCCACUACCAGAGAUGUGCCCAAGAUUGCUAUUCUCAUCACCGAUGGAAAAUCUCAGGACAAUGUUCAAGACCCAGCUCAGAAACUACGCAGCCUAGGAGUCACAAUAUUUGCAGUGGGUAUAAAGAGUGCAGAUCAGAAUGAACUGAACAUCAUUGCUUCGCCUCCUCAAAGUGAAUUCACCUCCUUUAUCGGGAACUUUAGAGGUUUGAGCUCUCUGCUGCCCCUGGUGACUCCACGUGUAUGUGCAUCAUCUGGAGGCUCCUAUUCAAGUGAUGAUGCUUUUAGUGGCCCAUCUAACUUACAGGUUUCAGAUGAGACUACUAAUUCGGUUCGAUUUCAGUGGACAGCUGCAAGAGGCCCUGUGACUGGCUACGUUAUUCAGUACACUCCGCUUUCUGGUCUGGGUCAGCCAGUUACAGGAGAGCUACGGCAGGAGACGCUGCCUGCCAGCCAGCAGAUCUAUGUGGCACGUGAACUUCGCUCGAGCACUGACUACCUGGUGUCUGUUAUAGCCCAGUACCCCAAUAGCGUUGGAGAGACUGUGUCUGCCAAAGCUCGAACCAGGUCUCUGCCAGGCGUUGCUGCUCUGCGGUUGGUGCAGGCUGGGUUCUUCACUUUAUCUCUGGCAUGGGACACUCCCACCGGCCCCAUACAGGGCUACAGAAUCACAUACGGACCCAGAGGUCAGCCUGCUUCUCUCCUGCAGGAGCAGACAGUUGGGGUGGAGACCACUUCUCUCACACUGGAUGGUCUAGAAGCAGACACAGAAUAUGUCAUCACCCUGUACCCUCUCUUCCCUAAUAACAACGCUGCGCCCAUUACUCUGAAUGCCCGCACCUUGCGUUUAGCAGGAGUGCAAGAACUCUCUGUUGUCACUGUCUCUAACAGCAGUGUUGAAGUGCGCUGGAGAGGAGUGACCGGGGCCAGAGGAUACAGGCUUGUGUGGGGACCUUUCAGAGGAAGUGAUGUAGAGACUGUAGAGGUGAGAGGUGACAGUGAGGCUCAUACUCUAGUGAAUUUGCUCCCAGACACAGAAUAUAUUGUUACAGUCAUUGCUCUGUACAAUGGAGAAGCAGAGGGGGCCGCUGCAACUGCACGUUUCAAGAUAGAACGUUUGGAGCAGCAGGUUUUAAAAGCCACCACUACAGGACCCACCAGCAUCAGGCUGACCUGGAACUUCAUAGAAGCAGCCAGAGGCUACCGGCUGGAGUGGUGGAAAGAAGGAGAGAGGAGCAGGACUCAAAAACAGACUUUCUCUAAGGACACCACAAGCUAUGAGAUAAGAGGUCUGCAGCCAAGUACUGAUUACAUCAUAACUCUGUACACACUCUACGAUGGACGAGAGGAGGCCACAUACAUCUCCACUGAAUCAACAGUGGACCAGCCGAUUGGUAGAGUCUCCAAUCUCCGUGUGUUAGAGUCAUUUGGCAGCAAUGUGCGGCUGGGCUGGAUAGGGGUCGCAGGGGCAACACAGUACAACAUCCGCAUCCUCAACACUCAGUCUGGGGUAGAGGUAAGCAGGGUUGUUCAUGGAAACCAGACGACCCUUGAUCUAACUGACCUUCAAGGAGGUGUGUCUUACUCUAUAAGUGUGACUGCAUUGGUGGGCUACAAUGAGGGAGACCCAGUCACUGUCUACAUCAAAGCAGCACAAAUUCCAAGCAAGGUGACCAACCUUCGUGUAGUGAGCGCCAACAGUAGACGGAUCAGAAUCACGUGGACUGGAGUUACCGAGGCAACAGGUUACAGGGUCACCUGGAGACAAGGCAAUAAUGCGGAGCAGACCCGUGUGCUUGGUGCAGAUGUCAGUACCUUUACUAUAGAAGGGCUCCAGCCUGAUGAAUCAGUUGUUGUGGGUGUGGCUGCUUUGAGUAACGGCAGGGUGGGUGACGUGGCCACCCUCUCCGCUAGAACUAGCGGAUAUGCAGUCACAGGCCUGCAGAUCAUUGAUGUCAGCUCCACCCGUGUUCAGAUAUCUUGGACACCUGUAGGCAGAGCAACAGGCUAUAAAAUCACCUGGCGGCGGAGUGAUGGUGUGGAGAACUCUCAGAUCAUACCUGCUGAUGCCAGGUCCUACACCAUUGAUGGUCUCCUACAGAGCUCCUCCUACAGGAUAUCUGUCUCUGCGCUUGUUGGCUCCCGGGAGGGACCUGCUGCCACCCUGAACACCAGAACAGUCUCAGGAGAGGUUGUGGUUGGACGUGUUACUGAUCUACAGCAUGAGCCACGAGGAGAGGUGGUCAGAAUCAGCUGGGUUGGAGUUCAGGGGGCAACAGCAUAUAGAGUGCUGUGGAAGAGAAGUGACGGUGGAGAGGAGCAGGUUCAGCUGGUUGGUGGUAACGUAACAUCAGUGGAUCUGAAGAAACUGGAGGGAGGAGCUCAGUAUGACGUACAGGUUGUGGCUCUGGUCCAGAACAGAGAGGGGCCUCCAGUCUCUAUCAAAGUCACUACAGAACCACUAGUGGAUCGGGUAGAGGGUAUGCGUGUAGCAGAGUCAACCCCAGGAGCACUGCGUAUUGUUUGGAGAGCAGUGAGAGGUGUUGAUGGAUACAGAAUCUACUGGAGGUCCUCACAAGGCGAGGCUGAAACAAGUCGUCUGAUUGACCGGGAUGCAACCUCAUUCAGCUUGGAAGGACUUCGUCCUGGUUUGAGUUACAUUGUACGAUUGGCUCCUGUGAUAAGAGGCAGAGAAGGUCAAGCUGUCACCAUCACAGAAUACACUGCUUCACUGCAGCGUGUGACAGACCUCAGGGUGGCAGAUAUUAAACAGAACUCUGUGUUGCUGCUUUGGAAUCCAGUAUCAGGUGUUACAGAAUACACGCUGCGCUGGCAGGAUGAGAGAGACCCAGGCACUGCUCAGACACUGACUCUUCCUGGUACGACUAGCUCAUUCCGUGUGACCGGUCUGAGAUUGGGCCGUCGAUACCGUUUCACUCUGCAGCCAUCGUUCUUCAACAGCAUCGGCCCCGAGGCCAUCGUGGAAGAGCGCACAGUGUGUGAGGAUGGCCGUUUGGAUGUGGUGUUUCUGGUUCCUGCCUCUCGUGAUCGGUCUGCUCUUGAGGAACCUCUGCUGUCUCUGCUUUCAAGUGCUGCUGGAUCCCUCACUACAAUUGGCGCUAGGGAUUCACAGGUGGGGGUGGUGGUCUACAGUGAUGAACCCAGUUUGCGCUUCCCCCUCAGUCAGCAUAGCAACAGUGAAACUCUUCUGCGGGAAAUUCUAUCUACCCCUUUUAUUGAUGAACCAGGAAAUAGUAUAGGUCAGGCGAUGACAUUCACUCGGCAGUUUGCGCUGAGUGUGAAUGCAGGUCGAAGGCCUCAGGUUCCGGGUGUGGUCGUCAUUAUUGCUGAUGAAAAAUCAACUGAUGAUCUUAGCCGAGCUGCUGCUGCAGUUAAGGCUUCUGGUGUGACAGUGCUGGCCGUAGGAAUCGGGCGUGCAGACUUGGGGGAGCUGCGUCGGGCUGUUACAGAUGGCAGCACUCAGAAUCUGUUGUAUGCUCGAGAUACAGCCGAUCUCUACAGACUGCACCCAGAACUGGCAGACCUCCUCUGCGGCCUUGCAAGAGGGACUACUGGCCCGGUUAUUAUUCCAGAGCAGUGCACUGCCCAGUGCCCCCCGGGUGAAAAAGGGGACUCAGGACAGAAGGGGGAAAGAGGCAGAGAUGGGGUGUCUGGACGAAAAGGAGAACCUGGUCGUGAUGGCAUACCUGGUCGUGAGGGCCCAAGAGGCCCUCAGGGACCCCCUGGUCUGCCAGGAAGCAGUGAGGGACCAGUAAUAGGACAGAAAGGAGAAAAAGGAGAAAGGGGUUUUCCAGGUAUAGAUGGGAGUCCAGGAGUCCCUGGUCGUCCCGGUGCUCCUGGAGCUGCAGGACCUCCGGGCUCUCAGGGAUUACCUGGAGUCAGAGGAGACGUUGGAGAGCCUGGUAUUGCAGGAUCCCCUGGAUCAAAAGGAGACAAAGGUGACAGGGGUGAGCCUGGAUCGUCUAUAGGAGGAGGCCUUCCAGGACGCAAAGGAGAACCAGGAAUACCUGGAAUACCUGGCACGCCAGGUCGGCCGGGAGCAGACGGGACAAAAGGAACGGCAGGAGCUCCUGGAGUGCCAGGUCGUCCUGGGACACCAGGCACACCUGGCCUGUCAAUAAAAGGGGAGCAAGGAGAAAGGGGUCCUCCAGGAGUGGGGAGUGGGGUGGCAGCGAAGGGAGAUCAAGGUGAACCUGGGAGCCCAGGACCAGCAGGGCCACAGGGCCCAAGAGGACUGUCUGGACAAAAAGGAGCCAAAGGAGAACCUGGAGAGAGCACAGAAGGCAGUCCAGGUCCCCAAGGGAGACAAGGAGAGCCGGGUGAUCGGGGUCCAAGAGGGCCUCCAGGUGAAAUCGGAAGCAAGGGUGACCGUGGGCAGCCAGGACAGCCUGGAUCACAGGGUGACAAAGGUGAGAGAGGCCCAUCUGGCCCAGCAGGAGAGAAGGGUGACACAGGUAGACUAGGACCCACAGGACCUCAAGGACUCAGGGGUUUACCGGGCACAAUUGGACUUUCUGGCGAGAAGGGAGCUCCAGGUGCUAAAGGAGAACCAGGCGACAGUGGUCCAGGGGCAGCUGGGAGGAAAGGAGAACAGGGUCAGAAAGGUGAUCCAGGUCCUGAGGGUCCCGCAGGUGAAAAGGGAGAGCCAGGACAGAAAGGGGAAAGGGGUCUGCCUGGAGCAGGAACACCUGGACAGCCCGGACCUAAAGGAGAGCAGGGUGAUCGGGGAGUUUCUGGCAUAGCUGGAAGACCAGGCCCAAAGGGAAGCCAGGGGGAAGCAGGAGAGAGAGGAGAGCCAGGAAGUUCUGGUCCUCAAGGACCACUUGGACCCAGAGGGAAAGAUGGGCUGAAAGGUGAUAAAGGAGAAGAUGGCCUUCCAGGUGAGCCUGGAUUGCCUGGUAAAGCAGGAGAACGAGGACUGAGGGGUCUUUCAGGACAGCCAGGUCAACCAGGCGCAAAGGGAGACAUGGGUGAUCCUGGAGAGCACGGACGAAAUGGAGCUCCAGGACCUGCAGGACCACGAGGGCCAAAGGGAGAUCAGGGGAUUCAAGGUCCCCCUGGGCCCCCUGGAGAUGUAGCAGAUGGGCAGACAGUACUGAAAGGAGACAGAGGAGAGAAGGGAGAGGCAGGUGACCCUGGGGAACAUGGUAGUAAAGGUCAGCAAGGUGAUAUAGGACCUCCAGGCCCUUCAGGAGUACGGGGACCUGAGGGUCAACGUGGACCUGCAGGAACCAGAGGUGAUCCAGGCGAAAGAGGCAGCCCAGGAGAGAAGGGAGAGAGAGGAGCUGCUGGAUUGGAUGGACGCCCUGGUCAGGAUGGAAAGCCUGGACCACCCGGACCUGCUGGUUUAAGGGGUGACUCUGGUAAAUCAGGAGAACCUGGCCGAGAUGGUCUACCAGGACUCAGAGGACCUCAGGGGCCCCCAGGGCCUGUAGGACCUCCAGGAUCUGCUGGCACACCUGGUAAACCAGGAGAGGAUGGAAAACCUGGCCUUCCAGGAAAAGUUGGUGAAGAUGGUGUCCCUGGGGAAGAUGGCAGAAAGGGUGAGAAAGGAGACCCAGGACCCCCAGGAAGAAAUGGUCAAGAUGGGCUGAAGGGUGAUCAUGGCAUUGCAGGACCCUCUGGGCCAGCAGGACCCCCUGGCCCCCCUGGGGUGCCUGGCAGUAUUGGACCCCCAGGACAGGUGAUAUAUUUUAAAGGGGCUGAGGUAGCACCAAUCCCAGGACCCCAAGGGCCUCCAGGAGCUCCAGGAAUUCCAGGGGUCCCAGGAACUGCAGGAGCUCGGGGAGAGCGGGGUCCACAAGGUGUAAAAGGAGAUCAAGGAGAUCCAGGCGAAGAUGGGUCACCUGGGAAGCCAGGAACGCCAGUAGAUGUGAAGAGGGCACUUUCAGAUUUUGGCAUUGAGGUCAGAGAUUUGAAGAUGGUGCUUGACAAAAAGGAUAUCCUGCUGAAAGUAGACAUAGAGAAAGCAGAUAAAGGACAAAAAGGAGAUAAAGGAGAUGCAGGAUCCCAAGGCCCUUCUGGUGCUGAUGGUUCUCGUGGAUUUCCUGGUGAGCGAGGGUUAAAAGGUGAUAAGGGCGAGCAAGGGCCUACAGGCCCUCAGGGCCCAACAGGCAGGGCUAUAGGAGAAAGGGGCCCAGAGGGCCCUCCUGGACAGGCAGGAGAGCCUGGAAAACCAGGGAUACCAGGAGUACCGGGACGAGCUGGCGAACUGGGAGAGGUUGGCAGACCUGGAGAUAAGGGAGAAAGAGGGGAGAAAGGAGAGAAAGGAGAAUCUGGUAAACCUGGAUUAGCUGGUGCAGCAGGACCUCCUGGACCCAAGGGCGAUUCAGUGAUUGAGCUCCCUGGUGUGCCUGGUCCACGGGGUCCACCAGGCCCUCAAGGUAUUAAAGGAGAGGCUGGUGCACAAGGUCCUCCUGGACCUAAAGGAGAGCAAGGUGUUGCAGGUGUUCGUGGAGAAAAGGGUGAUAGAGGAGAAGCAGGUGAAAAAGGCAGAGAUGGACUCCCUGGGCUGACAGGAGAACCUGGAAAACCUGGACUGGAUGGAAAGCCGGGCUUGCCGGGGUUCCCAGGAGUGCUGGGCAGACCGGGAAAUCCUGGAGAACCGGGAAUACGAGGACCAACUGGACCAAUGGGUCCAAAUGGACCUCCAGGACCACCUGGUGUGAAGGGUGACAGUGGGGAGCCAGGUGUAGGAGUUCAGGGCCCGCCAGGACCGCAAGGCAUCAGAGGAUUGCCUGGAAUUACAGGCACACCAGGGGCUAUUGGCCCACAAGGACCUCCAGGUCUCCCAGGACAAGUGGGAGAGGGAGGAAAGCCUGGUGUCCCUGGUAGAGAUGGUGUACCUGGAAAAGAAGGAACACCUGGUUUACCUGGAAAACAGGGAAUUCCUGGACCAAUGGGGUCUCCAGGACCGAAAGGUGAGCAAGGAGACAGUGGACCACCAGGAAAGUCAGUAACUGGACCCCCUGGGGUGAAGGGUGAGAGGGGUCCUCCUGGAGAAACAUUGGCAGGGAUAGUCGGAGAGCGAGGCCUACCUGGUCCACAGGGUGUUAAAGGAGACAAGGGACCAGCUGGCAUCAAAGGAGACAGAGGCAUAACAGGUGAUCCCGGGGAGCCUGGUGAAAAAGGAGACAGAGGACCACCAGGGCCUAAGGGAGGCAAAGGUGAAACAGGUGUGGGAAUGGUUGGCCCACCAGGACAAGCUGGACCUCCAGGCUUAAAGGGUGAUCCUGGUCUUCCAGGCCAUCCUGGUCCUCCUGGGCCUCAAGGUAUAGCAGGAACCCCAGGACUACCAGGCCAAAGAGGGGAAGCAGGUCAGCCAGGGACUCCAGGACCCCCUGGAGAGAGGGGUUUGCCAGGCCUUAUAGGCAAACCAGGAAACCCAGGGACCCAUGGUGCUCCUGGACCCCCUGGCUCACCAGGUAAUGGAGGUCUGCCAGGGCUUAAGGGUGAUAAGGGUGAAGUUGCUGUAGGUGUACCAGGACAAAGAGGAGAGCGAGGAGAUCCAGGACCUCGGGGAGAAGAAGGACGACCUGGACAAGAUGGAGAAAGAGGCGCUCCGGGUUUUCCAGGUAGCAAAGGGAGCAGAGGCGACAAGGGUGAGCCAGGUCCUCAAGGAGGCAAAGGAGAAAAGGGUGAAACUGUGUUGGUGGGUGGGCCUUCUGGCGAGAAAGGAAAUAAAGGAGAAACGGGAGAAAGAGGGCCUAAAGGAAUGCAAGGUGAAAAGGGCCUUAAAGGGCAAGAGGGACCACCAGGGGUACAGGGUCUGAGAGGAGAGCCUGGUGAGAGAGGCUCUUCUGGGUUCCAGGGUGCUCGCGGUCCAGGAGGACAGAAGGGAGAGGCGGGACAGCCAGGAGUUCCAGGAGAAGCUGGUACACCUGGAAAAGAUGGCCUCUCCGGCAUGAGAGGAGAGAAAGGAGAGAUUGGUCUAACAGGAAUGCGUGGACCUAAGGGAGAACGAGGGUCCAAGGGGGCAUGUGGACCAAAUGGACCAAAAGGAGAAAGGGGGGAUCCUGGAAUUAAUGGCAGACCAGGUUUACCUGGGAGGAAAGGAGAGCCGGGUGAUGUGGGGCCUUCAGGAGCCACAGGAACCCCAGGAAAAGAGGGAAUUGUUGGACCUAAGGGAGAAAGAGGUUUCGAUGGUGUAAUGGGACCAAAGGGAACACAAGGAGACAAAGGUGAACGGGGACCCCCUGGCAUCCCUGGCCCCCCAGGUCCCCGAGGGGCAGAUGGGCCCCCUGGACUGACGGGCCCUCAAGGGCCUGCUGGAGCUAAAGGUCCAGAGGGACUGCAGGGGCAGAAGGGUGAACGUGGUCCUCCAGGUCCUGCGAUGGUUGGCCCUCGAGGUAUUCCAGGAAUCCCAGGAGAACGAGGAGAACAGGGAGAAGUAGGCCUUGAUGGAGCUAAAGGAGACAGAGGAGAGCCAGGCAUGACGGAGGAUGAGAUUCGUGCUUUUGUUAGAUCUGAGAUGAACCAGCACUGUGCCUGUGGAGGUCAUGGGGAUGUCAGAGAAGCUAAAGGUGUUGGAGAAAUUCAGGCCCAUACGUCAGUGCAGUCUUUCCGAGGUCGCUCCUCCACGUCCCCUGAGCGCUCACUAGGCCGAGGGGACGAGGAGGGUCAUGAAUUGCGUGUCGUGGUUAACACAAAUGACCCCGACUAUGAGCAUAUUUACUCCAUAGAGAGCUAUGAUGACCCCAUGGAAGAAAUUGUUGAUAUUACUCCCCCCAGUCAACCAGAGCCAAGGUAAGGCCACCAGAGUUGUUGAAUUAAAUGCAGUGAGAGAGAAAAGAGAGAUUAAAGGUGAAGAUGCGUGUUUGUCGCCACUGGAUGAGGGUGAAUGUUCCAGAUAUACGCUGCGCUGGUACUUUAAUUCUGAGGUGGGCGUCUGUAGACCCUUUAUCUACAGUGGCUGUGGAGGAAAUGCUAACCGCUACACACACAAAGAGGAGUGUGAACAACACUGCCUAUGACGGAGAGAAGCUGCUGUCGGUUUGAACAGUGGACAAUAAAGCCUGUAUUACAAACUCUCCAGCACAGAAUCAGUGUUCAGUAUUCUCAUCAUAUUCAUCUAAUGCUUCUGAAUAGGUAUGUCCAUCAUUGGCUGGACAGUCUAUAUCAUAUUUAUUAUUGUGUGUAUCAAGAAGCUGUUACAUAACUUCAGUUCAUCCUAUAUCACAUUCCAAGCAUUGCUGAUAUCAUUUGCCAUUUUUUAGACACAUGGAGCUUAAAUAAUAUACAGACAAAAUUGUUUUCAAGCCAUAUGUUUAUUGCAGGAAAUCUUUGGACUAGUGGAUAAAAUUAGCGGAACUGUGGUCAUGUGUUCUCAAUACAUGGAACAGUGUUCUCAAGCUACACAGACAAUUAAAUGUUACCCUGGUAAAAGUAUGGUACCCUGCAAAAGAUAUGCUUAAAAGGACCAUAUAAGUAUCAUUAUGAAUUCUAGGUUGUGUGUAACAUUUAGGGCCAAUAUGCUUGUUUACACAAAGCCAACUUCUGCCAGUUAUAUAUACCACUAAUAUAAAUCCGGGCUUAAUGGAAAAAGGGCAAAGCUCUGUUAGAAAUGUCUUAAUUGUUAUGACAGUUUGUGAUAUUGCUACUCAAGGGCUAAGAGAUGUGACAUGAAGUAGGAUCCAUAAAUCCUAACGGUCUAUUAACCUGCUUUUUGGUG
Molecule: messenger RNA, 10396 nt
Organism: Colossoma macropomum (tambaqui)
Lineage: Eukaryota; Metazoa; Chordata; Actinopteri; Characiformes; Serrasalmidae
Gene: col7a1
Product: collagen, type VII, alpha 1
Exons: 122
Coding region: 299-9475 (3058 amino acids)
Molecular function (GO): protein binding
Source: RefSeq, a predicted model, not a curated record